This is a messenger RNA of Suhomyces tanzawaensis NRRL Y-17324, 1533 nucleotides long. Its product is annotated as RBR-type E3 ubiquitin transferase. The transcript has a single exon. Gene Ontology annotation, cellular component: cytoplasm; ubiquitin ligase complex. Gene Ontology annotation, molecular function: ubiquitin protein ligase activity; zinc ion binding; ubiquitin conjugating enzyme binding. NCBI's taxonomy places the organism in Eukaryota, Fungi, Ascomycota, Pichiomycetes, Serinales, Debaryomycetaceae. The record is from RefSeq and is a predicted model, not a curated record. Bases 1 to 1533 code for a protein of 510 amino acids. Gene Ontology annotation, biological process: positive regulation of proteasomal ubiquitin-dependent protein catabolic process; ubiquitin-dependent protein catabolic process; protein polyubiquitination.
AUGGAGGCUGAAGAUGACAUCGAAUUUUCCGACGAUCUACGUACACAGGAGCUCCAGUCCGUCAAGACCAUUUAUCCGGGAUGCAGGGUGGAUUACCAGGCCUUAAGUGGCGCGAUUGAGGUGCCCUUGAAGAUCGAGCUGGGCAUCGAGAUCAAGUUGGUGGAGCCAGACACCCCAUCUCAAGGUUCAGACCACCCAGUCUUGAAGAAACCGUCUGAAACGCUAUCACAGAGUCCAGACCAAGUGCUCACCAAACAAACAGUCCACAAUCUACCACCCAUAACGUUGACCUUUUGUCUUCCAGAGAACUACCCAUACGAUGAAGCACCCGCAUUCACCAUCCAAUCCAGUGUGCUAUCCAAGUCCAUCACUACUGGCUUAACCGAAGACUUGCUGCAAAUGUGGAACGAUUAUAAGGACCAGAUAUUAUUUAAUAUGAUUGAUUUUUUGAUGGAAAGAGCACAAUCGGAACUGCUCGUAACUACAGUUGACUUUACGGACCCAGAACAGUACUACAACAUUAUAGACUACAAUAAGACGGUUUUGCAAAAAGAAUUCGACAUGCAGACUUUCACUUGUGAGAUAUGCCAGGAAGAUUAUAAAGGAUCCGUAUGCCUGGAAUUUGAAUGCAGGCACGCCUUUUGCAACCAGUGCUUGUAUGAUUACUUUAGUUCUGUCAUCACCACCGGCGAAGUUGAUAAAGUUCAUUGCCCGAACUUUGAAUGUACCAAAAAGUUUGUUGAAACUAGAAAAGAGUACUCCAAUCUAGAGACAUGGAUGGAACGAAACUUUCCCGUGGAAGAAAUCAUCAACGUCCUUCUUACCCCCAGCAUUUCAUUAGCCUUGUUGACCAAGAUCUUGAAAUCACAUGGCACUCCCGAAGAAGUUGAAUCAGGAAUCAAACGUUAUCAGGAAAUGUUCAAAAAAUCACAGUAUGAAUUUAUUGGAAACCUUUUACCUAAUAGAUUGGUAGAUUGUCCUAGAACAGGAUGUUCCGAAGUGAUCUUUAGAAAAGAUUUAAACGAUAAGUUGGUAGUAUGUCCCCGGUGCGCAUAUGCAUUUUGCAAUGAUUGUCAAAACUCCUGGCAUGCAAGAUUCGUUAUUUGUAAGAAGCUUGCUGAUAAAGGUAACAAUUACCUAGGAGUUCCAGUGGAUGAUAUUGAAUAUUACUUGCUAUUGGAAAAGGAUUCUUACGAACGAAAGGCUUUGAGGUCCAAGUAUGGCCGUGCUAGAAUGAAAAGGGCUAUCGAUGAGUUUCAAAUGGAUCAAUUAUUCAAUAAGAUGCUACAUGAAGAUAAGAGUGUGGUCGCUUGUCCAAAUUGCGAGAUUGGAAUUGAGAAAACUGAUGGGUGCAAUAAAAUGAAAUGUUCUCAAUGCUUGACUAAUUUCUGCUUCCUUUGUGGAGAAAUUAUUGGACCUAACUAUGAUCAUUUCUCACUUCCUGACUCCACUUGCUACAAGAAGUUGUUCGUGGGUAUGGCAGGAGCAGAAGAAGAUCACUUAAACCCAAUUGGGGUUUUAGACGACGACUAA